ACAAAUCUCUGACUCAAUCUCAAAGAAUGAACUCAAAACAGGACUCAUUUUAAGUCGAAACUCAUUUCAGUGUUCACAAAAAAACUCAAUCUCAAACUCAAUCUCAAACUCAAAAAAUCAAGCUUAAUAUUUGAGACAGCCUUGUAGCACUCUCAUUUUUUGUCUCAAACUCAAAAAUGGCCGACAACUAUGUAGAUAGAUUCCAGCGUCUGCAGAGAAUCGCUAUGUAUGGUCAACAGCGGGUUCCAAGAGUGUUUAAAGACAGGGCCAACCCGUUGGAGAGAUUAUCAAGAGUGGAAGUUCGGGAGAGAUACCGAUUUUAUCCUGAAACAAUCGUAAUGAUAGUGGGUGUUGUUUUUAAUGAACUUGAUGCUGUAACAAGACGAAGCUUGCCACUACCACCUCUGCUCUCUGUGCUUGUAACUCUUCAAUUUUUCGCCACGGGAGCUCACCAUUUAUUAAUUGCCGAGAUUCAUGGAAUUUCCCGUCCAUCUGUGGGGCGUGCCAUAGACAGGGUUACCAACGCAUUAUGCAGGCACAUUAACAGGUUUAUAAGCAUGCCUGUUGAUGAUGCAGAGAUAAGAAUAAAGAAGAAGGAAUUUUACAGCAUUGCGGGAUUCCCGAACGUGUUGGGGUGCAUAGACUGCACACAUGUCCGCAUCAGAGCACCAACACAUAACAAAGCAGAUUUCGUAAAUCGAAAAGGGUUCCAUUCAGUGAACGUUCAGAUGGUAUGCGAUGCUCGUUUCAUCAUCAUGGAUGUCGUAGCCAAGUGGCCCGGGAGCGUACACGACAGCCGUAUAUUUAGGGAAAGCAGAUUAUGUGCACAGUUGGAGAAUGGAAUGGAUGGAGUGUUGCUAGGAGAUAGUGGCUAUGCAUGUAAGAAGUACUUGAUGACGCCAUACCUGAACCCCCAGACUCAGACACAGGAGAGAUUUAACAGAUCACUCUGUAAAACUAGAGUCAUCAUCGAGCAAACGUUUGGUGUUUUAAAGAGGAGGUUUGCAGUUAUGUCGUACGGGAUAAGGACAUCCGAGAUGAAGGCUUGCAGGACGACAAUGGCGUGUGCCAUCCUGCACAACAUCGGGAUUAAGCGGGGAGACUCAUUUGGACGCUUUGUGGUCGAGUCCGACAAUCACCCAGAUGCACCGAACCAACCGGUUGAUGUUGCAGGGAAUGCCUUUAGGGACUUUGUCAGCACGACAUAUUUUUCGUAA
Mya arenaria is the source of this 1217-nucleotide messenger RNA. RefSeq names its product putative nuclease HARBI1. The transcript has 5 exons. The coding region runs from base 177 to 1217 and encodes 346 amino acids. The record is from RefSeq and is a predicted model, not a curated record. Lineage: Eukaryota; Metazoa; Mollusca; Bivalvia; Myida; Myidae.